CCCUGACUGGCGGCGGAGAAGGUAGCAGCAUGGAGAACUGUACGCCCGUUUUCGACAAGCCUAAGGUAGAACUUCACGUCCACUUGGAUGGAUCUAUUAAACCAGAAACUAUUUUAUACUUUGGCAAGAAAAGGGGAAUACAGCUCCCAGAAGAUACAUUAGAAGGCCUCCUACAACAUGUUAUUCUCAAAGAGCCAUCCAGUCUCACAGAGUUCCUAGCAAAGUUUUCUCUCUACAUGCCAGUAAUCGCGGGGGACCGUGAGGCUGUGGAAAGAAUUGCUUAUGAGUUCGUGGAAAUGAAAGCCAAGGAGAAUAUAAUCUAUGUUGAGGCCAGGUACUGUCCUCACUUGCUUGCCAACUGUGGAGUGCAUCCUAUCCCCUGGAACCAAGAAAAGGGAGACCUCACUCCGGAUGAAGUGGUUAGACUUGUUAAUCGAGGGUUAAAAGCUGGAGAGAAGGCUUUCAACAUCAAAGCCAGGUCUAUUCUAUGCUGCAUGCGCCACAUGCCAAGCUGGUCACCAGAAGUAGUGGAGCUGUGUAAGAAGUAUCAGAAUAAUUCAGUGGUUGGUGUAGACCUAGCUGGGGAUGAGUCACUUACUGCUGAGACCUGUCCAGACCAUCAGAAGGCUUAUGAGGAAGCAGAAAGAUGUGGCAUUCACCGGACUGUUCAUGCUGGUGAGGUUGGGAAAGUGCAGGUCAUCAAGGAGGCAGUUGGCAUCCUAAAGGCAGAGCGAAUUGGCCAUGGCUACCAUGUCUUUGAAGAUGAGCAUUUCUAUAAACAGCUGUUGAAAGAAAAUAUGCAUUUUGAGCUCUGCCCAUGGUCUAGUCACCUCACUGGUGCAUGUAAAUCAGACUUCUGUACGCAUCCAGCAGUAAGGUUUAUGAAAGAUCGUGCAAAUUUUUCCUUGAACACAGAUGAUCCACUCAUUUUCAACUCCACAGUUCACACUGACUACAAAAUAGCUCGAGACUGCAUGGGCUUCACUGAGGAGGAAUUCAAGAGACUGAAUAUAAAUGCAGCCAAGUCCAGCUUCUUGCCAGAGAAAGAGAAGAAGGAGCUUCUCCACAAGCUGUAUGAAGCAUAUGACAUGGUAAAAAGCACGGAGUUCUAAUCCCACUUGUGCCUGCCAGCCCGCCAGCCACGACCUCUUUUCCUGACAACUUUAUGCUCAUCAGAGACAUCUGUUUUGCUUCUGGGGGUGCGUGGGGGAACGCACAAACUUAGUAUUAUUAUUAUCUUGUUUACUAUUACGGUCCACAGGGUGGGGGGCAUGCGCAAUAUAUACAAAACAGUGUUCCUAUGAUGUUUGCAUUGUAUCUGCCUACACCACCCCAAUCCUCUAGAUAGGGUGGGUGCUAUGAGUUUGCAGGCUCGCUUUGUAGGCUGGAGAUAAUCUUUUCAGAGAACUGAAGGAUUGGAAGAGAGAUUGCUGCGUGUGGUAGUUCUAUUCAUCUCACAUUCCACUGUGAUAACACAGGUUUUGCAGGCUAUUGAAUAUUUCAAAAAAUGUAUUUGGUCAAAAGUGACAGUGGAACUAAAGAAAUCUGUGUGUGUUUGUAUGUAAGUGUGUGUAUAUAUAUAUACACACAUGUACACGCACAAUGGAAAACAAAACCUCAAAGUUAUAUUCUCUGUCUUAGAAAUGAUAGAGAUUUCUUUGUAAUUGGUCUGUGUUCUGUUUGCCCCUACAUGUGAAAGAGUGAGAAAUAAAACCACAAACUUCUAUCACCACUGACAUGGUUUUUUUAGAGGUUUGUCAUCUUUUGGAGGAAAAUCUCCUAUAAAAAUGAACACGUCACUUCAUUACUUCAUCUUU
Molecule: messenger RNA, 1817 nt
Organism: Elgaria multicarinata webbii
Lineage: Eukaryota; Metazoa; Chordata; Lepidosauria; Squamata; Anguidae
Gene: ADA
Product: adenosine deaminase
Exons: 11
Coding region: 30-1112 (360 amino acids)
Biological process (GO): T cell activation; hypoxanthine salvage; negative regulation of adenosine receptor signaling pathway
Cellular component (GO): cytosol; external side of plasma membrane
Molecular function (GO): adenosine deaminase activity
Source: RefSeq, a predicted model, not a curated record